AUGGUUAACAUUACUGAUGAGCAAAGAGAACAAAUUCAAAUUCUUCAAUCAUUCCUUGACCAAGGUUUGAUGGAUCCUGAAGAUUUUGAGGAGGAAAAGAAAAAGAUUUUAUCGGGAGGUUCCUUUGAAGAAGAAGAUGAAGAAGAAGAAAUACCAAUUGUUAGUCAAAAAUCUACACCAUCUCAAUCAACAACAACAACAACCAAACCAACAACAACAACAACAUCAUCAACAUCAAGUCAACAACGUAAACAUAUUGUUGCCGAAUCAACAGAUGAUGAUUCUGAUGAUGAACCAAUUAUUAAAUCAUCAUCUAAUAGAAUUGUCAAUAAUCGACCAAUUAUUAACAAACAAGUCAACAACACUACUACUAGUAGUGGUGGUAGUAGUAACAAUAGAACAUCAAACAAAUAUUCAUCUAACAGUAGUGAUAAUAGUAGUGAUGAAGCUGUUAUUGUAAGUGGUGGUGAUGAAAGUAAUAGUGAUAGAGAAUUAUCAGCAUUGAAAUCUGCAAUUGGAAAGAAAAUUCUUCAAGAUUCUACAACUGAAGAUGAAGAUGAUGAUUCAGAUGACCAACCAAUUAUUUCAUCAUCAAAGAGAGUAGGAGCUAGUACAACCAUUUCAAAGAAACCAUCUACUACUACUACUGCUGCUGUUUCUUCUAAUUCCUCCUCUGGUUAUAAAUUAAAUUUAACACCUGAAGAAAGAGAUUUAUUAACACCAGAUCAAAUUCAACAAUUGGAAAAAUUGGCCAAUUUAGUUGAAUCUGAAAUUUUAUCAGAGGAUGAAGUAAUUUCAAAGAAGGAAACUCUAUUGAGACAACAACGUAAAAAAUUGGAAGAAGAAAGAAAGAGACCAUCUGAAUCUAUGGUUACAACAACAACUGUUAAGAAAUCUUCAAAGAAAUCCAAUUCUACUGCAACAGUUGAAGAACAAUUACAAAAACUUCAAGAUUUACUUGAUGCAGGAAUUUUAACAGAUGAAGAAUAUAAAGCAAAGAAGAGACAAUUAUUACCAGAUGAUGAUGAAGAUGAAGAUGAAUAUGGAGAUGAAGAUGAUGAUGAUGAUGAUGACGAUUCAGGAUUGAAAUUAAAAUUAACACCUCAACAAAGAGAUCAAUUGAGUAAAUUAGAUUCUCUAUUAGAACAAGGUAUUUUAGAACAAGAAGAAUAUGAUGAAAAGAAGAGACAAGUUAUGGGAUUAAAGAAAGAUCAAGCACCUUCUAAAAUUAUUGAAAAUAAGAAGAAACAACAAGGUGAAUUUGGUGAAACUAUGGAUUUGGCAAUUUACAUUUCCAAUAUUAAGGCAACACCUGAGAAACCAUUUAAAUUACUUUAUGAAGGUAAAACAGUCAUGUAUCAGAGAGAGGAUUCAACUCCAUCUGGUAAAACAGUUAUUGUCAGAGGUACUUUUCCAAAACUACCAAGAGAAGAUUGCAUUGUUUCUCUAUUAAUUGAUAUGCCUGAAGCAAAUAUUUAUACUCAACAAAAUUUCAAUCUCUCUCAACAUGGUAAAUUCAUUCAAAUUCUAAUUACUCAAGAAGGAAAUAGAAAUAAUAUUAGAAUCAAACAACAACAUAAUGAUUCAUUUGAUACUAAUCAAUUAGGUGAUAAGAAUGAUCAAAUGAGUAGAAUUUAUCUUCAUUAUGCUGCUAUUCCUGCAAGUGAAGAUGAACCAUUCAGAGUUUGGAUUAAUGACAUGUUAGCUCAUCAAAUGACAGAAUCAAUGACAAGUUCACAAAGUGGUGUCAUUCGUGGUUCAAUUCCAAAAGUUAAAAGAUGUAAUUUGACUGAUGAUCCAUUCCAUUGUAUUGAUUUGAGAAUUCACAUUCCAUUAAUUGAUCCAAUGGUUAAAUCAUUUAUUGUAAAUUUAACAAAUAAUGGUGAACACGUGGCAUUGAUUUUAAAUAAUUCAACAAUUACUGUUAAACAAUCAAAAUCUGAAAAGGUUUUAGAAGAUGAAAAUGCUUUAAUUUUACAAUCAACUAACAAACAACCAAAUAAGAAAUAAUUUAUAGAAUAUUGAUGAUUCAUUGUGGUGAAAUAAAUUUACUAUUUGUUGU
Molecule: messenger RNA, 2062 nt
Organism: Naegleria gruberi
Lineage: Eukaryota; Heterolobosea; Eutetramitea; Acrasida; Naegleriidae
Exons: 2
Coding region: 1-2010 (669 amino acids)
Source: RefSeq, a predicted model, not a curated record